Molecule: messenger RNA, 7326 nt
Organism: Coturnix japonica (Japanese quail)
Lineage: Eukaryota; Metazoa; Chordata; Aves; Galliformes; Phasianidae
Gene: SHISA6
Product: shisa family member 6
Biological process (GO): regulation of short-term neuronal synaptic plasticity; regulation of AMPA receptor activity
Cellular component (GO): postsynaptic density; dendritic spine membrane; postsynaptic membrane
Source: RefSeq, a predicted model, not a curated record
CAUCCGCCCCCGAACCCCCUCGCCGGCCGCCCCGCGGCCCCCGCCUCAUCCCGCUAUGGGGCCGCGGCACCUGCUGCUGCCGUUGCUCCUGCUCUCCCUGCAGCUCCUGGCCCUGCUGCCGGCCGCGCAGGCGGCCGGGCCCCCCCGCGCCAAGGGCAACCGGACCCAGGGGGCGGCGGCUCCGCGGCGGACCCCCAAGCCGGGCAAGGAGCUCCUCAACCAGACGCUGGCGGGCCCGGGGGCGGCCGCCCCCACGGCGCUGCCCGGGCGAGGGAAGGGCGCGGGGGGCGGCAAGACGCCCCCCGGAGGCGGGGGCGGCGGCGGGAGCUCGGCACCGGCGCACGAGACGUGCUGGGGGUACUACGACGUGAGCGGGCAGUGGGACAAGGAGUUCGAGUGCAACAACAGCCUGACGGGCUUCCGCUACUGCUGCGGCACCUGCUUCUACCGCUUCUGCUGCAACAAGCGCGCCGAGAAGCUCAACCAGAGCCUGUGCCGCAACUACAAGAGCCCCGAGUGGGCCCACCCCACCACGGCCAGCGGCGCGCUGCCCGCCGACGGCAGCAACGGCGCCGACGGGGACGCCAACAAGUACGACCCAGACAAGGACAGCACCAACGCCACCGUCUACAUCUCGUGCGGGGCCAUCGCCUUUGUGCUCAUCGCCGGUGUCUUUGCUAAGGUGGCCUACGACAAGGCGCGGCGCCCGCCGCGGGAGAUGAACAUACACAGGGCUCUGGCUGACAUCUUAAGGCAGCAGGGACCAAUCCCAAUAGCACACUGUGAAAGAGAAACUAUCUCGGCCAUAGAUACCUCCCCCAAAGAAAACACUCCAGUCCGGACAUCUUCCAAAAACCAUUACACCCCUGUGCGCACCUCCAAGAGCAAUGCAAGUCACUAUGGAAAGGAUAUUUAUCGAAGUGGAGGGCCAGAUCUCCAUAAUUUCAUCUCCUCCGGGUUUGUCACAUUAGGACGAGGACACACGAAGGAUGACCAAGAACAAAAUUAUAAUCACCUGAUACUAAACAGUGCCACCCAGACACCUACACAUGACAAGCCACGGAUGAACAACAUCCUUACUUCUGCCACCGAACCUUACGAUCUGUCCUUCUCCCGGUCCUUCCAGAACCUCUCUCACCUCCCACCAUCCUACGAGUCUGCCGUCAAGACAAACCCAAGUAAAUAUUCUUCUCUGAAGAGACUAACUGACAAAGAGGCUGAUGAGUACUACAUGAGGAGGAGACACCUGCCUGACCUGGCAGCCCGGGGCACGCUCCCCAUCAACGUCAUCAAAAUGUCUCAACAGACCAACCACAGGGACAGGCCCCGCCGUCCCAUCAGGGCCAUGUCCCAGGACAGGGUGCUGUCUCCUGAGAGGAUCAUGCCUGAGGAGUUUAGCAUGUCCUAUGAAAGGAUCCUCUCAGAUGAACAGCUUCUGUCCGCGGAGCGUCUCCACUCCCAGGACCCUCUGCUCUCCCCGGAGCGGUCGGGAUACCCCGAGCAGUCCAUGUCACGGGCACUGUCACACACAGACGUCUUUGUUUCAACACCUGUCUUGGAUCGCUACAGGAUGACAAAAAUGCACUCCCAUCCUAGUGCCUCAAAUAACUUGUACAAUACCUUAGGGAUGAACCCAACAUCCGCCAAGCGCCAAGCGUUCGCCUCCCGACGGCACAACACGGUAGAACAACUGCAUUAUAUUCCAGGACACCACCACCACUACCGCACAGCGAGCAAAACAGAAGUGACUGUUUGAUAUGACUUCAAGCAUUGUAGAUAUUCAUCAAGGACUGGGGUGGCCACAGCACCCCAUACUGCAGUGGCCUUAUAGGCCAAGAUAACCUCUAAUAACUCAGUGUCUGGAAAGAUUUCUCUGGCAGUCCCAUCCACAUUGUUUUUAAAGUCGCCUCUACAUCGAUUGCAUAAGAAGAACCCAACCAAACUGAAAAUAGUGAGGGAUAAUGGAGGAAACUUCCUGACGUGCAUCAGUUUCUGUCAAAGAAAGCCAUAGUAAGUAGAUGGCUCCUUCCAAGGGCUCACCUACAUUAUCUUAUUAUUUUUAUCAGUUUAAGACUUUUCAGCUGCUACAAGCAGAACCAGUCUCAUGCAGCCCAUGACAGGGAGGAGGAAAUGCAGCGCUCCAUCCUGGCAGGAAGGGGCCCUGUUCUCAUCCCUCAUGCCAGUCUUCACGGCUGACCUUUCAGUAGCAAGUAGGUCAGCUUCUGGCAGCUGAGGAUCACCUCCAGACCACUCAGUACCAGCCAGCACCCAUCCAUCUGUUCUUCCUCACCCUUGGAACAAAUUCAAGGGCAGACUUUCCUAAGGGACUGGCAGAUCUAGGGACAAGAAUAGCCUGGCUGAGAAAUAAAGAUUUAGUUUAUAUUAAAUAUACUCAUAAGAUAAAAAAAAAUAUACUAGUGCCUACAAAUCGCCUGCUCUCUCAGUGUAGGAAGUAGUGGGGUUGAUGUGUUCAAUAAGCACAAAUAUACUGAAAUGCUUGUUAGACCCCUUCUCCACUCAUUCUAUUAUCUUACUGUCUCCAACAUGUAAAUAGGAAGGAGGAACAGCCUAUCUCUCCUCCAGCUUCUUGCCACUGCUGAGGCUUUAGUGCCAGAAUUUGUUCAGCUUCACUCUGCUGACCUGCGCUGGGGGCAGUGCUGACUCCACCAACACCCCUGCCAGGAAAGGCUACUGUGGGUUUCAUCUGAAUUUCUCCCCAGGAGUUUCUUUCCCUGACAGCAUUUUCCACCAGUCCAAUUCCUGUUUCGCAACGUGUUUCUUUCUUUUAGUUGUGACCUAGAACACUGUAUGUAGCAAAUCUCUUUCCAGACCUUAGCAGAACAGAGAGUACCUGUCUACAGAAAAGCAAGUUGGUAAUUUUCCAUGCUUGUCUUACCAUAUAAUGGCCCCAGAAGAAACCUUCCAAAUUCCAAUUCCACCGAGUCCCACUUCUAACCACACAGACAUUUCAUUCCGUUCCAUUUCAUGCAUAUAAAUUAUAUAUCCAGCAUAACUAUAAUAAACGGGCAUGUUUAUAUCCGAUAUAAUGGUAAUUAGAUAAUGUAUAUUUGUAAAAUCUUUUAAGAAUAGACUAGUGGGCCCAGAAUUUGUGAGGGUUUUACCUCUGGCUUUCUACACAGAUUGAGAUCUGCUCUGGAUUUUUGUUGUUGUCAUUGUUGUUGUCGUUCCUUUUUAAAUUAUUAUUAUUUGUUUUCCUUUUAUUUGUGCUCCUUUCAAAUCCUGUGGAACCAACUCACAGUAGAACUUUCUUUGGCCAGGAAAGGGUCUCCAGUUCUGAAGGCCACCCAGCCCCAGUGCUGUAGCUGUCCAUGGUGUGAACUCAGAGCCCCAGCACAUGUGCACCCAUGCACCAAUCUAAAGGAUAGGCACGAUCCCUCUGUGGUGUAAAAGGAUGACUGACUUUAGACUGUAAACACAUUUCCAUACGGCACAUCUCUCUCAUGUCCUCACCCUGAGUCACUUUCAACUUGCUCUUAAGCAAACACUGUCUAAAUUAGCUCUGUCCUCCUCCUCCCCACAAAUACCUCCUGCCUCUUGGCCUUAAUGAUGUUCCCAGCUCAAUACUGCAUACAGUGAUUGUAGGUUGUAAGCCUGAGACUCAUGCAGGGGCUCAUGAUGGUUCUUCUGGUGCAGGAUAGGCAGGAGGAGCAUGCUGUCUAUUCCAGGUGAGAAAUAGGCUUCAGUGGGGUGGCCAUGUUGGCUUUCACUGUGAUAGUUUUCAAAAGAGAACUGAGGCCCUUCUCUUUCCCAGACCAUGCUGUGGUUGCUGCUCCUAGUUCAUGGGCUUUCUUCCCCAGCUGAUGGAGACUGUGUUUGGAAUAGACUCCUUUUGAGAGAAGUACUGGGGCUUUGUUUGACGGAAACUGAGCUGGAAAGGACCAAAUAAGGACCUAUAUGUGAUCUAAGUGGCCAUUACCAUGCAGCCUUGGGCAAAGCCGUUCUGGGCAAAAAACAGAACUGUGUGUGGAUCAGAGUUGAAGUCUAUUGGUGUGGGAGCAACAAGUGAGAAAAGGCUCACACCUCAUCUUCUGACCUUUUGCUUUGAUGGACACUCCUCUCCCCUGACUACCUCCCAGCUCCUCAGUUCAGUCAUGGGAUAUUUCUUCACUUCAUUCCUUGCAGCCAGAAGUUUGUGAUUGAUUUGAAGAGAAGAAAAAUACACAUGACUGACAGGGAGGCAGUCCCUGCUAAGUUUCCAGGGCUCUUCCAUUCAUUUCUGUUCCAGACAAAGCCAGGAUUUUCCCCUCUGCAAGCAGAGAGAUGUGAACACUGUGGGAGAGGAGAGUCCACCCUAAAGUCUGCAGGAGCUGAGGUGGCAGAGCUGGAGAACCAGAAGCAACCAUGUGAGGCUCUGGGUAGGUCAACACACUCUCCAUCUCUAUAGCUGUUUGUCCCAAGCUCUCAUCUUUGUCUAAGUGUUCAGUUUGUCAACUAAGAAGCUGCUGGACCAGAUGCAAAUAUGGAAGCUUUCCAUCCAAGUAGCCCAUGCUAUACUGUGCCCCAGGCCUUUUCACCUCUGCGCCUUCUCUUAUUCUGACUGACCAACAUCACAGGCCUUCUGCUAACUUGUCGAUAAUCCUCCAAAGAAAUCUUGUCCCCAUCUCUUCACCUCUUCCACCCACACAACAGUUUCAAGCAGUUGUGUCCUGUUAGAACUAUCAAACAGCCUUUCUAAGCCAAAUUUCUCCUGAGACUGCCACUACCAGACAAAUUUCAGCAAAUUUCUUUCAGAAGGCAACAAGGCCCGAAUGGCUGCAACUUCUUCUGGGCACUGUGUGUUGGAAUGGGUUGGUAGAUAAAGUAGUGGCAUGUCAGCACAUACAGGUGUUCUUACAUGACUUUGCUCCUUUUUCUGAGGGUUUGUCACCAAAAUGGCACUUGGUCCAAGACUGGGAGUCAUGGUACAUGGUCUGGUCCCUAGCAUUUCUGUUUUCUGUUGUCAACACACAAUGAUAUAGCAACACUUUCCUAUUCCACAGAGGCAUUAUGAGGGUCCAUACCAUGUCUUUGAAGUGCUUUGAGACCCUCUCACAACAGACACUGUAGAAGAGAAAAACGUUUUUAUUACUGUUGUUUGUCACCAUUGUCCUGCCACAUCGUGUCUGAUGUGUUGCAAUCCAGUCUAUCCAGAACGAGAGUGCUGGGGUAGGGGGGAUGCAGCCCCCCAGACUUCACACUGCUUUCCUUCUGGUCAUGCUCCCACUAGCAGGCAGCAGCUCUGAGGAACACUGUUACCUGCACUGUGACUUUCCUGCUUUCUCCUCUUGUCUGAGUCCCCAUUUCGUUCUGCACUCAGGACAAAAGCAGGAAGCAGUCACAUUCCUCUGUACAGUAAGAUAUGAUCUGCCUUGAUUAAUCUAAUGUACUCUGAAGAAUUGAUCUGUCUUUUUCUCCAACUCACAGGUGGAAAUACAUCUGUGGAGCAUCCAGUUCCAAGUGUGCAUGUGCAGGGACUGGGGGAGGGUGAUGUAGAAAGGUUUAUAUUCUUUCCUACAAACUGAUAAUUAUUUGCAUUCCCCAAGCAGCGACACUUAAUAGUGCGCUGCACUGGGUUUUAUAUAAUUACAUAUCUCAAUUGAUACAGAUACGUGUAUGUUUAUGGGUAUACACAUAAACACGCAUCUAUACGUACAUACCGUAAAAUGCAGUCGUAAAGUUCUAAUUGACCCUGUAUCAAUCUAACCUUCCAAAAUGUACUGACCCACUCUUUGAAAUGUGGAAAACUGUUUUUAAUGAACUGUGCAGGUGACCAUAUGGAACAGAAGUUUUGUCAUAGAAGGCUACUAAUGACAGUGAAUUGCAUUUUAAGGAAAAACAAAAUAUUUUUCAGAGUUUUAAUGUUCCUUUUAUAAAUGAGAUUCUCUUUCUUGGGGACGGGGGUGGGUGGGAGAAAAAGUUAUGCAGAAAUAAGCCCUCCUUUCCUGGCCUAGAUUUAUGUUCUGCUAACCCAGCUGGCUGCAGUGCUAAUCCCAUAAAUCUGGGCUUUGAGCAUGCGUAUUUCUCUGCUUUGGUCUAUCAGAAGCUUUCUCACCACAAGUCUGCAAGAGCCUGCGUUGAGUUUUUGUAAGAGAUACGUAGGUCCUAAUCAGCGGGAAGAUUUCUUCACCUUCUUCCUCCACAUCAAAUGAAAUCACCAUGAAACAGGGUAACUUUAAUUGUGUUUGAAGUAAGCAUUCUAGUUUGUUAACAAUUUGCCAUCUGCAGUUCACGUGAUGGAGAAGUAGCUUAGUUUUGUUUCGAACUCAGCUGAAUUAUAUUUAACACAUACAGAUUUCACGUCCAAGUAUAUUUCAGUCCAGUAAGAAGUUAGUGGGGGGAAUAUGUGAGCAGGAGGCUGAAAUAUUUGUCCUACAAAGUGUUGCUAGCAAUAAGCCUGUGCUGGGGCUGCUUCUUAGAGAACGGUUGCUCGUGUGUUGUGAACAGAUGGUGGAAGGUGCUGCUCACAGCUUCUCCUAACUGGCUCAAGGCUGCCAAGGAGGUGCCCUCAAAGAGCCCAGAUCCCAAUUGGGAAAACCAACCUACACUUCACCUCUCGGUGGUGAGGGGAGACUCAGACCGAUGACAGGAGCGUGUCGGAAUAAAUCUGGAAAUGAAAUCUCAGCAGCAAGGAAGGCAACGUCUCACACCUCCACCAUGACCUGUGAUGUCCAGGAGGUCUCGGCCGGAGGAGACACGUGUUGCCCCAUCCCCACCCUCUGCCCAUGUGCUUUGUAUCCACUCCCAACCUUCUGUCUGUAAACCUGUUAGGCAUUUUUGUAGCAAGAAUUCCUUGGCUCCGAGAAAGACACUUCUUACUGUAAUAUUUUUAGUUUGGGGGACAAUAUUUCCUAAGAGGGGUUAAGUGGAUAUUUUUGUGCUUUAGCCCAGUUUAUGGAUUCCAUGUUUAUUAUACAGUAGUACUGAAGAGGAAGUACGUUUGUAUCUAUAACUUUGCACAGACUCUUGGUUAACCAUUAAAGAGGCUUCAAGACGAGCAGUAUUUGACUGUUUUUCUCUGUAUUAUUCUUGUUGUUAUACUUACCCGUAAAAGCACAUUCUGUAUGUACUGUAAACAAAAAUAUUAUCAGUUUAGUAAAAUUUAGUCUUAAGGAUUUUUCCACUUUUGUCAGUAACGAAUAUUUAUGGAUUCAAAAAUAAAGGCAAUUUCAACAUAUAAAUUGUUUCCUUUUGAUAUCUAUUGGGGAAAAAAUAAAAGGCCAUUUUCCUGGCAGCCUUCCCAACCUUUGUAACCAGCGUUUGAAAGGUAGAUAUCUAUAUUUCUGUGUGUACUUAAAUAGCACCUAUUAAAAUGAAAGCUACAAGGUC